AUGCUAUUGAAGCGUGCCGGUGUCGCCGUGAGGACUUCCGCCAGCGCACCGAGCACCCUCGAGAACGGUUCCCAACACGGGGGAAUGGAUCAGCAAUCGAACGAAUCGGCGGCUGUGGCUGUGGCGGCUGCUGCAGCAGCUGCAGCCGCUGCUGCAGCCGCCAGCGGUCGAACGGCGGCCACAGCACAACCGGGUGAUUUUGCGGCCGCUGCUGCCGUGGUGCUGUCCCUUCAGAACACGAUGGUGACGAGCCUUCAGCAGGCCGCUCUAAUGCCGGCCAAUUCAGCCGCCGCAGCCGCUCUGAACCUGCAGGCGCUCGAGUCCUAUCUGACGCUGCAACGGAUCACCAGCAAAUCGGAGGUGCUUCGUUUGGCCGCACCUGGUGUUUCUCGCUCUACGCAACCCCUGCCUUCGAUGCCCAUCACGGGCCCCGGCUCUGGAGGUGACUCUUCAGCCUCGAACGCCACAGCGACCGGUGGCGAUUCACUCGGCGAGGACAUGUUCAUGGACACGUCAGGACCAGCGAUGCUGCUGCAGGGGAACGAGCUUUCAGACGAGCUUCCUGUGCUCGAUCAGGACGAAGAUCUCAACUUCGACGAUGGACCCGACGGUGGUCCGGACGAUGCGUCCGACGGCAAUUCGCUCGAUGGUGGCUAUCCCAGUCUGCUGUUAAACGCCGCCUUUCACCAGCAAAUGACGGCUGACAAAAUGAAGACACUGGCCGCGGUGAGUAGUGGUGGAUCGAGUGGAUCCACCAUCACCGCGUCCAUCACAGGUGGUGUCCUUGGUGGCAAGGAUCUGCAGGCACCGGCGACAUCAACGGCAUCGUCAUCACCCGCCGGAACGACGGCCGUGGCUGGGGCGAGUGGCCAACGGCCCAAGAAGCAGUUCAUCUGCAAGUUCUGCAACCGACAGUUCACCAAGUCGUACAACCUGCUCAUCCACGAGCGCACACACACGGACGAACGGCCGUACUCGUGCGAUAUCUGCGGCAAAGCCUUCCGUCGGCAGGAUCACCUGCGCGACCACCGCUACAUCCACUCGAAGGAGAAACCGUUCAAAUGCCUGGAAUGCGGAAAAGGAUUCUGCCAGUCGCGGACGCUGGCCGUGCACAAGAUACUGCACAUGGAGGAGUCACCCCACAAGUGUCCGGUGUGCAGCCGCAGCUUCAACCAGCGCUCGAAUCUCAAGACGCACCUGCUCACCCACACCGACAUCAAGCCGUACCACUGCAUCGCCUGCGGCAAGGUGUUCCGACGGAAUUGUGACCUCCGGCGGCACAGCCUCACGCACAAUCUGGGCGCGACGGCCGGCGGCACUGGCGGUGCGUUCGACCUAACCGGGGCACCUUCUGGCACCUCGAUUGGAACCGACGGGUCGCUGGCCACCUCCGAGGGUGAUUCCGAUGGGUGCGAGCUCAAAACCGUCGAUCUGAUGGCGCUGGCUGACGUCGACUAG
Anopheles nili is the source of this 1458-nucleotide messenger RNA. It is a transcript of the gene sob, whose product is annotated as protein sister of odd and bowel. Gene Ontology annotation, molecular function: RNA polymerase II transcription regulatory region sequence-specific DNA binding; DNA-binding transcription factor activity, RNA polymerase II-specific. Gene Ontology annotation, cellular component: nucleus. Gene Ontology annotation, biological process: embryonic hindgut morphogenesis; embryo development; regulation of transcription by RNA polymerase II. The record is from RefSeq and is a predicted model, not a curated record. Lineage: Eukaryota; Metazoa; Arthropoda; Insecta; Diptera; Culicidae. The transcript has 2 exons. The coding region runs from base 1 to 1458 and encodes 485 amino acids.